GGCAAGAAUACGUUUGUUCCAGUCCAUCUAAUCCGGAGAGGGAGAGCGCACAGUUAUCUGAAUAGGGAGCAUUUAACAUAAAGAAUUGUUAACUCAGGGGACUGGACACAGGAGUUGGCUAGUAAGAAGUAAAAAUACCUAACUAGUAGAGGAAUAGCAGACAUAAAAGGACAGUCUUUACUACCCUAAGACUGAAAGAGAACUGCAGGAGACUGAGACCUUGGGGAAGGCAUGCAUGUAGCUCACUGUAUGGCAGAGAACUUGCUGGAAAUCCAGCCUCAACCACAGAUGAAGGCAACCGGAUAGAUGAAGUCCAGCGCUCAGGAGAAGGGCAGCACUGAUCACAUCUGUGGUGAGACUACACACAAUGCAAAUGGCGGAUUCUGGCAGAGGGAGUCCUGCUCAGGGCUGAAAUACCAGAGCAAUCAGAACAGGCCAGACCUUUCUGUCCGUAAACGCCAGGCCCAGGGAGACGAGAACCAACAUGUCUACUAGAGCAGAAGCGAAGGCCACAGUGGGAGAUAUUUCCAAUGGUGGUGAUUUAAACACGGCUCAAACACACAUCUCCAGGAAAGGCUUUUGUUCGGUCCGAUAUGGGAUGGCCCUCAUCUUGCAUCUCUGUAAUUUUUCCAUUUUGACCCAACAAAUGAACUUGAGCAUCACCAUCCCAGCUAUGGUGAACAACACAGCCCUGCCCAGCCUGCCCAACGCCUCCACAGAAAGGCCGCCCACUGGCUCCCCGAACCGCUGGAAUGAAACUCGACAGGCAUCGGAGGCAGUGGCACCUGUGUAUGACUGGAGUCCUGAAAUCCAGGGGGUUCUCCUCAGCUCCCUCAACUAUGGCUCACUGCUGGCUUCAGUCCCCGCUGGCUACGUGGUUGGCGUAUUUGGAAUCAGGUACUUGGUUGGUGCUGCCUUCUUUAUUUCCUCAGUCCUGAACCUUUUCAUUCCGCUGGCAGCUGAUGCUGGAGUGGCCCUGCUCAUUGUUCUUCGGACUGUGCAAGGCAUAGCCCAGGUUCUGACAUCAAUAGGUCAGUAUUCAAUCUGGGUGAAAUGGGCUCCCCCACUGGAAAGGAAUCAACUCAUCGGCAUCACUCUAUCAGGGUCAUCACUGGGGGCCUUACUCAUCUUCCUUGUUGGUGGGGUCCUCUCCCAGACCCUGGGAUGGCCCUAUGUCUUCUACAUCUUUGGUGGAAUUGGCUGUGCCUGCUCUUGUCUCUGGUUCCUUCUCAUUUAUGAUGACCCUGUGGAGCACCCGUUUAUCAGCACCCGCGAGAGGGACUACAUCGUGCAUUCACUGGCUCAGCAGGACUGCAAGCCGGAUUGGUCUGUCCCCAUCAAAGCUAUGAUGAAGUCCCUCCCCCUUUGGGCCAUUAUAGUGUCUCACUUCAGUGAGUACUGGUAUUUCUACAUCCUAAUGGGGUACACGCCGACGUACAUCAACUCUGUACUGCAAAUCAGCCUCACCAAUAGUGGCUACCUAUCAGCCCUGAUGCUCGGGGUCACCUUCAUCUGCACUUUCCUUGGAGGCCUCCUGGCAGAUUUUCUCCUCUCCAGGAAACUCCUAAGACUCAUCCUCAUCCGGAAACUGUUCACUGCUGUUGGGGUUCUCCUCCCAACUGUGUUCUCCGUGUCCCUGUCCUGGGUCACGUCCAGCUUCAGCACCACCAUUGCCUUCUUGGCGCUGUGUUUUGCCGCCGGCAGCCUCUGCCAAACAGGAGCCCUUCUCAACUUCCUGGAUAUUGCUCCUCGGUACUCGAGCUUUCUCAAGGGGUUUCUACUAGUCUUUUCUCAAACAUCAGGAGCCAUCUCUCCCACCGUUGCUGGAGUUUUCAUCAGUCAGGAUUCAGAGGUCGGCUGGAGAAACGUCUUCUUGCUUUCAGCUGCUAUUAACUUGUCAGGCCUGAGCUUCUACCUCAUCUUUGCCCAAGCAGAGGUCCAGGACUGGGCUAAGAAGGAGACAGUGACACAUCUCUGAGGGACCACGUGGCUCUCAGAUCCCCAAGCUGAGGCGUGUGUCAUGUGCCCUUUCCUGCUUGCUUCAUGGAUUAGCCAUUCCAUCUGCAUUGACUGUUUCCAGUAUCUUCUCAGAGACUUCUGCUAUAUAAUCCCGAAGGUUCUGCCUGGAGACUUUCUGGGGGCGGGGAGGCUAGGUAUUUAACGGUGAGCUCCUGAGAGUGUCGGUGUGUCUGAUUUUCUCACCCGUCCCACUGUUAUUGUGACACAAUAAUGCAUAUUUGGCCCCCACCCCCAGUCUCUGUCACAGAGCUUCUAAAACCCUUGUCAUUUCCUGAGUGAUGGGAUGAUAAGAACAUUUGUUAUAAUAUUUGGUCUUAGUGCCUGGUUUCUGAUGGCGGCAAAGAAAUGAAAAGUGAGGACACUGGAA
This is a messenger RNA of Rhinolophus ferrumequinum (greater horseshoe bat), 2386 nucleotides long. It is a transcript of the gene SLC17A4, whose product is annotated as solute carrier family 17 member 4. The record is from RefSeq and is a predicted model, not a curated record. The transcript is spliced from 13 exons. The coding region runs from base 485 to 1978 and encodes 497 amino acids. Gene Ontology annotation, molecular function: transmembrane transporter activity. Lineage: Eukaryota; Metazoa; Chordata; Mammalia; Chiroptera; Rhinolophidae. Gene Ontology annotation, biological process: monoatomic anion transport; transmembrane transport.